Messenger RNA from Grosmannia clavigera kw1407, 834 nucleotides. Its product is annotated as nicotinamide riboside kinase. The transcript is spliced from 2 exons. Gene Ontology annotation, cellular component: cytoplasm. Lineage: Eukaryota; Fungi; Ascomycota; Sordariomycetes; Ophiostomatales; Ophiostomataceae. The record is from RefSeq and is a predicted model, not a curated record. The coding region runs from base 1 to 834 and encodes 277 amino acids.
AUGGCUGCAGUCCACCGCAAGGCUGUCGUGAUCGGGAUCAGUGGAUGUUCGUCCAGCGGCAAGACGACGUUGGCCCGGCUUCUGCGCGACAUUUUCCCCAAGACGUUUUGGCCUGUUUUUGUUGAGCUGCGCCGACCAUUCGCUGCUGACGACAGCCUCUCCAGGAUCCCCAUCAAGGUGGAUGGCCUGGCCGACUGGGACUGCCCAGAAGCCAUCGCACUGCCUGAAAUGGUCCAAGCCCUAGAGCACAUCCGCUCGCACGGCGUGCUGCCAGUCAGUCAUAUCCUUCGAGUCUUCUGUCCGGUCAGUCCGUUGCUGACAAACUCCCCCAUCGUGCAGCCUGACCUCUUCUCGAAGGAGGACCAGAAUUCGGUAGGUCCGUGUCCGGUGUCCGAUGCCAAGAUUGCGGCCCUCAAGGCCAGAGUCGCGGCAAGGGCCACGGUCACGGCUACAGGACCAAGCCUGUGCAUCCUCGACGGCUUCCUGCUCUACAACGACGCCAUGCGGCCGGCCAUGGACCUGCUCGAUGUGCGGCUCUUUUUGCGCGUGAGCCACGACAGGGCAACGCAGCGACGACAGGCACGUGACGGCUACGUGACUCUCGAGGGCUUCUGGCAGGAUCCGCCUGGUUACAUGGACAAGAUUGUGUGGCCCAACUACGUCGAGAUGCACAGGUGGAUGUUCCCGGGCGGCGACGUCGAGGCCGAGCCAGAUCAUGCGCUGCUCCAGGCCAACAGCAUCCUGACGCAGCUGGACAAGGGCGUUGACGUCGACAUGGAGACGACGCUGGAAUGGGCCGUGGACAUUCUCAUGCGCGAGCUGCAGAAUGUUUGA